AUAUAAACAUCUGUGUGACGUUUUGUUUUGAUCAAAAACUGUCAAAGCCAAGCUGAAUAGAAAAUAUGAAAAAACUUUAUUAAUUAAAAUUAAAGCAUCACACUAAUUAACAAUACAUAAUUUGCCAAUAGUCACUAUGUAUUAUAUAUAUUUUAUACUCAAUAACUCAAUCCAUAAAUAUCAUUGACCAUCUCUGGCAAUUUGUUUAUAAAGUUUCAUACGAAUUAAAUCUCUUCUCUUACCGAAAUAAUUAAUUGAAAAAGAAAAACAAAGGUAGAUACCGAGUUAUGUGACAACUCACUUUGCAAUUAAUCGACUAAAAUCGUAAGAAAGAAUGCAGAUUGUGUGAGUUAUCGGAUAUCACCAGAAAUAAACAUCAUGGCGUAUUCGGACGUUAAUUUUUCUGAUACAUUUUCGGAAAAGUCCAAUUCCUCAAGUUUCGAAAGUACAUCAGAUGAAAUUGAAAAUAUUGAUACAGUAGAUAAUAGUCCAAAUUCUAAUAUAACUCUCCAUAUAUUGAAUAGACAGAUUUAUGGACGAUUUACUAAAAGGUGUAGAACAAAGACUGAAAAAGUAUUCAAGAAUAUUCAUCCACAAUGCAGAAUUCCUCUCAGUUCCUUAGUAAAAAAUACAGAAAACAUGCAUCAUGUUUUCAUGGGAUUCACCGUAUGUGGAACCUAUUUUCUAAGCUUCACAGAAAAGAAUGCAGGUUUAGACCAAGAUAUUUUAUAUAUGCUCAAUGCAUCAUACGAAUAUGAAUUACAUUUAUGGAAGUUCCAACCAGGAAAGGAAUUGAAAUAUCUAACAAGCUAUAAAAUAUUUAAACAACUUCAAGAUUCAACAAAUGUUCUGGACAAUGUGAUGUUUAUGCAAUUUCCAUUAGAUCCAUAUAAGAUAAUAUGUUAUGGAGUAGUGACAUCCAAUACUCCCAUGGCAUACAUGACCAUCUUAACUUUACCUUCAAAGAGUUGUAGGCACUGUUGUAGAAGCUCUUUCCACAAAAAUGAAGAAAUUAUCUCUGAAGGUUGGUGCACUAAACAUGGCUUCAUUCUGCACUAUACCCUUCCUCUUUCAAAUCCAUCGCCAGUAUUCAAUCCACAUGUCUCUUUAGCGUAUCCAGAUUAUGUAGUAGUUAAUACAGGCCAUUAUAUCCAUAUUUUAAAUAUAAAUACAUCAAAUUCACCCCAAAGCAAUAAUGUUCCUAUGAAUAUGAAGGAUGAUGAUAAGUUAGGAAUGAACUUCAAUGAUGCUCAGAGCGAAGCAUCAGAAACCAUAAGUGAUCAUUUCGAUACAAAUAGUGUAGUGGACGCCAUAAUUGAAGACUUCAACGAAUACGACCUUGAAAAUGGCGAAUGUAAUAAACCAUUUCAUGAACUAAACAUAUCAUGUGAACCUUUGAAUGUCACAGGUAAAAGUUAUCAUAACACACUUGUUCAAAAUAUUGUGGAUCCUCGAAUGAAAAGAUUACAAUCAUCAAAAGACUACCAGUUUCCAGUUCCUCAAAGUUCGGCAGUGCAAAAAAAUUCGGAAAAAACUAAAAUCGAUUUAAAAAACGCGGAAAAAGCAUACGAGUUCAUUGAAGAGAAUGAAAAAUGUGAAAAGUUGAGUUUGUUUCGAAAAAAACGUUUGGCGGAAAAAAAAUACGAGUUUUCGGAGGAUAAUAUGGAAAAUAUUGUUCCAUUCAACUCUUUGAGGCGAGAAAAACGUUUUUUCAGAAGGUGCAUUCGAUCUCCCGAUUUAAAUAAUUUAUUUUUGAGUCCCCGUUCCCCUGGCUUACGUUCUCCCAUCCAAUCCCCCAGUUCCCGCAGUGGACAGUUUUCACCCAGUGGCGCGCAUAAUGUGUAUUGUACUUCCUUCCGUAACUCCCCUCACCACUCCAACCGAUCUCCAAUAUCUCCUAAAGACACUACUAGAAAAUUUCAUAGCUAUUCUCCUUUGAAUAUGGAAAGUGAUUUUGAAUUCGAUUCAAGAUUAGUUAUGAAAUCUAAUUCAACUAGUAAUGGCCAUUAUUCAAGUUUCACCGGUAUUGGAGGGGCUGGUAUGGAAAAUUCUAGGUCUAAUCAUUCUGGAUUGCUUAUAGUGGAUCCUACCAGCAGAGAAAAUACACCCAAAUGGAUCAAGAAAGUAGUUCGUAGAUAUUCCAAUGGUGACUUCGAGAAUAGCUCAUUACUGAGUGGACAUAGUAGAGAUGAUUACAACAUUCCCAUUGAAAUUCCCCUAAUUGCUCAAACGCUCUCUGAUCAACUUCUGGACAUUGUACCAGAUUUCAAACUAGAUCACAUAACACAGAUGCAUCUUAUUGUAACUCAAAGGACAUUUGACUGUGAACAAUUCAUACAGAGGCGUGCUCAACAACUAUGUACUGAAUCGCAGUUGCAAUUUUUACAUUGUCAGGACUAUGAUGUCAAGAUGAUGCAUGUUUGUCCAGUAGAUGGUGAUAUAGUUUGUAAGGCCACUAUAAAAAUUGGAGCUUUGAAGAAUGUUUCCAAUUGCAAACCAGCUAUAUACUGUUCCGAAUUUAUUUUUAUAUGGAAUAUCGCAACAGAUGCUUUCAAAUUAUUAUACACACCGACUGAAAAACUAUGUUUAGUUAAAAGCUUUAAACCAUUGCCACCAUUCAAGUUUCCUAGGAUCAAUUGUCAAGAAGUUAUGGUUCUUGACUAUGGAUUCAUGUCAACGAAAACUAUUCUCAGGGAUUAUCAUAAUAAUUAUGAAAUUUAUUUGAAUGAAGGUGAAAUACCUUUAAUGGGUAGCAAUAGAAAUGUUUGGCCUUCUGAAGAUUUUUUUUUUGAUUCAGAGGCUGUGUAUGAUUUUGAAGAAAAUUCGGUGUGAAAUACUUGACUGCCAUUUAUUUGAUGAACUUGCCUUUUCAUGAAUAUUACAAUUGAUAUUUUAUUAAUACUGAUAAUAAGUUUGAAUUCGUUAAUAUGUUGAAUUCCACCUGUGAUUUAAAUGUACUGAGUAAUAAAUUAUUUAUGAUCUUUCA
Molecule: messenger RNA, 2986 nt
Organism: Harmonia axyridis
Lineage: Eukaryota; Metazoa; Arthropoda; Insecta; Coleoptera; Coccinellidae
Exons: 8
Coding region: 379-2832 (817 amino acids)
Biological process (GO): protein ubiquitination
Cellular component (GO): Cul4-RING E3 ubiquitin ligase complex
Source: RefSeq, a predicted model, not a curated record